GAGCAGUUGCGCCUGCGCAUUAGUGGGAGAGAAGGUAAAGAUGGCGCUAGGCAGGCAAGUGUACAACUUGCUUUUCCGCCGCACCUCCACCUUUGCUCUCACGAUCGUGGUGGGCGCCCUCUUCUUCGAGCGGGUUUUCGACCAGGGCGCAGAUGCUCUCUAUGAGCACAUGAACAGAGGAAAGCUGUGGAAGCAUAUCAAGCAUAAAUAUGAGACUGGUGAAGAAUAAAGCAUGGAGAUGCCAGACUCCCGCUGGAACCUUCCACGCUCCCUUCAGCACAAACCUUUCUUCUUGAUCGCUAGCUGUUUAGAAGGCGCGUGUCCAUCCAUCCAUGUGUGUCUAUCUGAGACAGAGUGCAUUUCUCAAGAGUGAUAAAGUUACCUGGACUUGGGCUUGUUGUGUUGAAAUGUAGCCUAAUAAAAUACCUUCUCAGAUAUGUUUAUCUUGUA
Molecule: messenger RNA, 450 nt
Organism: Sphaerodactylus townsendi
Lineage: Eukaryota; Metazoa; Chordata; Lepidosauria; Squamata; Sphaerodactylidae
Product: cytochrome b-c1 complex subunit 9
Exons: 2
Coding region: 41-229 (62 amino acids)
Biological process (GO): mitochondrial electron transport, ubiquinol to cytochrome c
Source: RefSeq, a predicted model, not a curated record